UGCAUUUGAGUUGUUUAUAAAGAAGAAGAAGUUUUUGAUGUUUCUGAUUCAAUGUCACAAAUGUCACUCACCAGUCUUUCUCCUUUAUGCUCUUCCCUUGCAUAGUUUCUUUUCGAGUGUUGGGCUUGUGAAAAAUCCACCAUGAAGGCUAAAGGAGAGUUGAAGGAAUAUGAAGUCAUUGGACGUAAAUUGCCGUCCGAGAAGGAAAAAACUACCCCUCUUUACAAAAUGAGGAUUUUUGCUCCAGAUCAAAUUGUGGCGAAGUCUCGUUUCUGGUAUUUCCUUAGACAACUUAAAAAGUUCAAAAAGUCGACUGGUGAAAUUGUAUCAGUCAAAAGGAUAGCUGAGAAGUCCCCUUUGAAAAUUAAAAAUUUCGGAAUCUGGUUGAGAUAUGACUCCAGAUCUGGUACACACAACAUGUACAGGGAAUAUAGGGACUUGACCGUUUCUGGGGCUGUAACCCAAUGUUACAGAGAUAUGGGUGCUCGCCAUAGAGCCAGAGCACAUGCUAUUCAAAUCAUCAAGGUAGAAGUUGUUGCUGCUGCGGCUACCAGAAGGCCACAAGUGAAACAAUUCCACGAUUCAAAGAUCAGGUUCCCAUUACCAAAACGUAUCCAACAUAAAUCUAUGAAUAGGUUCUCUGUACGCAAACCAAGGACCUAUUUCCUUUAAGUUUUGUAAGUGCAUACAAUAAAUAAUCCAAGAUUUAAA
Coccinella septempunctata (seven-spotted ladybird) is the source of this 711-nucleotide messenger RNA. RefSeq names its product 60S ribosomal protein L18a (gene RpL18A). The record is from RefSeq and is a predicted model, not a curated record. Gene Ontology annotation, molecular function: structural constituent of ribosome. Gene Ontology annotation, biological process: translation. The transcript has 3 exons. Gene Ontology annotation, cellular component: cytosolic large ribosomal subunit; ribosome. Lineage: Eukaryota; Metazoa; Arthropoda; Insecta; Coleoptera; Coccinellidae. Bases 142 to 672 code for a protein of 176 amino acids.